AUACCAUGUCUGCUCCAGGAAGAAUGAUCCCCGCGACCGAGGAGGACACGCUGUACCUCCGCAAGAUUAUGGGCAACAUGCCGUUCGCCGGCGACACUUUCGCGCCCCACUUUCGGGCUGUGGAGGCCCAGGAGGUCCCCAGUGUGAAUGCCAAGGGUGGAAGGGACACGGAUGGCUGGACUGCGGUGUACGAGGCGAUCGUGCAGCCUAACUGGAUCAACGGUGGUGGUGGUCUGCACGGCGCGGCCGCUGCGUGGAUCGUCGACAUGACCACGGGCACGACCUUUAGGCGGCUGUUCACCAAGGAGUGGAACAUUGCCGGGCCCAGCAUCAACAUUGACAUGACGUACUACAACCCUGCGCCGGCUGGAACAAGGCUUCGUGUUGAGUGCACCAUUGACCGCAUGGGCGGCGUGCUGGCCACGGCCAGAUGUCUUAUCAUCAACGCGGACAAUGGCAAGCGCAUCGCGUCGGGCAUGCACACGACGAUCAAGCCCAGCAAGGGCACGUGGGGCAGGAGGGCUCCUCCACCUCCCCAGGCCAAGCUAUAGGCCAGAUGAUAGAGGCUAGAUGUGAGAGUCUUGACGCGGG
This is a messenger RNA of Vanrija pseudolonga, 591 nucleotides long. RefSeq names its product Acyl-coenzyme A thioesterase 13. Gene Ontology annotation, molecular function: fatty acyl-CoA hydrolase activity. Lineage: Eukaryota; Fungi; Basidiomycota; Tremellomycetes; Trichosporonales; Trichosporonaceae. Bases 6 to 551 code for a protein of 181 amino acids. The record is from RefSeq and is a predicted model, not a curated record. The transcript has 4 exons.